This is a messenger RNA of Cydia splendana, 1689 nucleotides long. Its product is annotated as three prime repair exonuclease 2-like. The transcript has a single exon. NCBI's taxonomy places the organism in Eukaryota, Metazoa, Arthropoda, Insecta, Lepidoptera, Tortricidae. Gene Ontology annotation, molecular function: nucleic acid binding; 3'-5'-DNA exonuclease activity. Gene Ontology annotation, biological process: DNA catabolic process. Gene Ontology annotation, cellular component: cytoplasm. Bases 197 to 850 code for a protein of 217 amino acids. The record is from RefSeq and is a predicted model, not a curated record.
UUGCAACUGGUCAGUAUUAUUUCGCAAUCUGCGCUCCGUUGCGCUUAACAUACAUAUACGUAUUUUGCACUUAAAAUAAUCGUGCAACGAACUGUGAGAGUGUAGACCAAGUUCCGUGGUUUAUAUUGUGACAUUUACAACUUUUAUACAAAUCUCGUGAAUUCAACUACGCAUAUUUCAAGUUACAGUUUGCAUCAUGGCACCGAUUGCGACUUACGUGUUUUUCGAUCUCGGAACAACCGGUCUACGUAACAGACAUCCUAAAAUAACAGAAAUACAUAUGAUAGCGUACAGGUGUGAAGAUCUUCGAAAACAUUUUCGGGAUGGAGCCGAACGUCUUGCAUGUGAAAAGCUCCACUGCCGACUUGAAAAUGAUGAGAUGUGUUUAAUAAGCCGAGAAGAUUAUGACUACGAGGAAUGUAGCCUGAAGGAUGAGACAUGCCGUUUUCUUGAAGAUUUGGAAAAACCUGUGUGUCUGAUCGCGCACAGCGGAAAUAAAUUUGAUUUUCCUUUAUUGAACGAAGAACUAGCUGAUGCUGAAGGGUUUUCACCGAAAGGUAUCGUCUGUGCCGAUACGGUGGCCGCUUUCUAUGAUAUUUUCGAACCAGAUUCUAAAAAGACUUCUUAUAAAGAACGAAGAAGUGGAUCUUAUCCGUGGCCUGAUUAUCAUUAUAAAAUGAGUUAUCGCUUGGAAGAUGUGUAUAAAAGAGUGUUUAGAGUUACACCUAUGCUAUAUGAUGCUAAGGAUCGCAACAAGGCAAUGGCCAAGAUUGCUUUGACCCAAGGAUUCCAGUUUAUGCUCUGGGUGGCUGAAAACAACUUGCCAUUUAUUUCUUUUUUGGAAGUGUAAUUUAACAAAAAUAUUGCCAAGUAAUGAAGGGAGUAAUCUAUCUGGGCGAAUGAACUUUUAAAGACACUUUUCACGUCUCUGGUGUUACCAAAAUGUCUCUGGAGUAACCAAAAAUCACAUUUCGUAGAGCAAAUCGCAUGAUUCCACGCGUAACAUAAAAUGUAUAUAAAAGUAAUAUACCUAUUAUCCAUGAGAAAUUUUCGAUAAGUUUUUAAACGAUAUUUAUGUCGGCUCGAUUCGGAAAAUGAUUAGAUUUCUACUAGACUUCAACAAGUUACGAUACGGAUAAUUUAAAGAUAUUUGUAAGAUAGAUAUGUCAAAUUUGACGUUUCCGCGAUUCUGGAGGUCCUCUUGAACGAUUUCGACAUGUUAUGACUUAGAUAUCCAAGUCACAUCUAGUCGAUAUCUAACGUAGAUCUAGUUGAUAUCUAAAUCGUCUUAAGAUCUUGUGAUUAUCUCGAAAUCCGAAUAGGCCUGUAAUAUAUCGUGGACAGAAUCUAAUGUCGGUCUAAAAGUUGAUUCGCCCAUCUAAUCACCUGUAACGUGUAAGUACUAUUUGUCGUACCUUUAAUUAGGUUACCCUACUUAGUUUGUUAAAGUUUGAUUGACCUAUAAGUUAGUGAAAGUGAAUUUCGAAACCCUAUUUUUUACUUGUAAUUGAGACUAGAAAUUGCACCAAAGUUUACUGUAAAAAUCUAAACAGGUGAUUUGUUGAAUGUAUUUGUAAUGUGAAUUGGUCUCCAAAAAAACGGCGUAUAAAGGUUCACUGGAAGAGAUCGCUCAUUAGGAAUAAAUCCGUUUGAAUAUCAUGAGGAUAAUUUUACGUUUUUUUUUGUAGG